Varanus komodoensis (Komodo dragon) is the source of this 1523-nucleotide messenger RNA. It is a transcript of the gene CFDP1, whose product is annotated as craniofacial development protein 1. Lineage: Eukaryota; Metazoa; Chordata; Lepidosauria; Squamata; Varanidae. The record is from RefSeq and is a predicted model, not a curated record. Bases 68 to 913 code for a protein of 281 amino acids. The transcript is spliced from 7 exons.
UUCUCUGUGGCUGGGGAAGCACUUCCUGCCGCGGUAGGGGCGCCGCCGCCGCCGCGCGUGAAGCGCCAUGUCGGACUCUGAGGAAUAUUCGUCGGGGGAGGACGAGGAUUACCUGCCCUCAGGUGAGGACUACAGCGAAGACGAUGUGAGCGAAUUAGUAAAAGAGGACGAGGCGGAGGAGGAGGAGAACCCGGCAAGAUGCAAGAAGAAUGCCAAGGGCCUCACGUGUCGGAACAGGAGCAAGAAAGGCGGCCUCUUAGCAAAAGAUGGAAGAAAGCCCCCGCAGGAUGAUGACAGCGAAGACAGUGAUUCAGGAGAAAGUCAUAACACGCCUCUAAAAGAAAAUGAGAGAAGGGAAAAAGAGGAAGCACUGUGGGCCAGCUUUCUUAGCGAUGUGGGCCAGAAACCAAAAGCAGCUGCUACAGCUGAAGCAUCCUGCACACAGGAAGGCAAGCCAGCUGAAGAGGAGAACUCUUGCAAGCCUCAGGAAGCAAGAACAGAACCCGGGCAGAGCAAAGUUGCCAUCACCCAGGUGUUUGACUUUGCUGGAGAAGAGGUGAGAGUCACGAAGGAGGUGGAUGCUGCAUCCAAAGAAGCACAGCUCUUUCUGAAGCAGCAGGAGCAGAAGCCGGCGGAUCCCGCGUCUCACCCUACAGUUUCUGGGGUGAAGCGGCCGAGUGGCAUGAACCACCUGCUGGGCAAAAUCACGGCCAAAAAGCAGAAGCUGAGCACGCUGGAGAAAUCCAAGCUUGACUGGGAGAGCUUCAAAGAAGAGGAGGGCAUCAGCGAUGAGCUGGCCAUCCAUAACAGAGGGAAAGACGGGUACCUCGAGAGGCAGGCGUUCCUAGAGCGAGUCGAUCACCGGCAGUUUGAGCGUGAGCGGGACAUCCGUUUGAGCACCAUGAAGCCCUGAGGUGGCAGUGGGGGCGGCAGGGCCCGAUCCCCACAGUGCCUCCCACCCGGCCAACCCCAGAAGACUCCACGACCCACACGGGUUUCCUUUUCCACCGCAAUUGUGCGUAGGGAACUGAGGUCACCGUGGCAGACGACUGGCCCGCUGACGGGGCUGCCAUGCGGGGCUUGUCCGUAGCCGCUUGCCAGGGCUGGGGCUGCAGUGGCCAUGUUCCCGGUCUUCGGGCUCCUGGUAGUUAGGACGGGCAAGGCAGACCCCUUGCUCGGAGGGAGCCCCUUGCCUGCUCGCGCCCGCCAGUGGGAGCUGGUUCCACGGGGCCAGCCCUGGGAUGGCGGCAGUCGGAGGCGUGCGCAGCUGCUUCAUGCCGCGUGAGGACUCCUUCCCAAGGGAAGGCCCCGUGCGGCCCUGCGUCGCACCAACGUCACACCCGUGGCGAGCCACCCCGGAGUUCCCACGCCAGAUCUUUGCAAAGCUUCACCCCAGGAUUUUGAGAGCACCACCUCCCCACAUCGUUCGCGCCAUGCUCCGCAGGAACCUCGGCGUGCCGGUGGCGGCGGUGUGUCUGAGGAAGGCCAGCCUUCCCUUGAAUAAAGAGCUCUGCCUGUCCUGA